Sebastes umbrosus (honeycomb rockfish) is the source of this 3897-nucleotide messenger RNA. RefSeq names its product formin-like protein 13. The record is from RefSeq and is a predicted model, not a curated record. The transcript is spliced from 17 exons. Lineage: Eukaryota; Metazoa; Chordata; Actinopteri; Perciformes; Sebastidae. Bases 140 to 2632 code for a protein of 830 amino acids.
UGGUAGAAAGAGUGACACAAAUAGCAGCACUUUUGCUUGCCUGCCGAGAAGCAGACUUUGAUUUUAGGUCUUACAUGACGAAAACAAACAAAACAGCUAUCAUAUCUUUGCUGUAUAAGAGGAUGAAAUUUAAACCAUUAUGAUGCCAAAUCUAGGAUCAAAGAAGAAAGACAGUGUACCCAGGAUGGACAGACCCACUGAGGACUUUCCACAGUUGAGCAAUGAGAUGCAGCUGAGCAUCAUGAUGAAGGUGAAGAGCGGAGAGUUGUCCAUCGAGGACGCUCUGAACCAGGCCAGGAUGGACGGGAAGCAGCAGCUCAAACAGAAGAACCUGUCUGAAGAGGAAUCACAACCCUCACAGUACAACUUCAGUGUCCACAAGCACAGCCACCACAGGUGGCAGAAGCGGGUUCUUCAGAUGGAUUUCAAGACCAAAAUGCUGUGCAGCAUCGAGAAAGGCAUCGUCAAGCGACAACUUCCCUUCUCCAUCGUCAAGAGUUGUGACGAUGGAGUGGGGUCAAGAUUCUCCAUUUCCUUUAAAGAACAUCAUGAUUAUGAAUUGGAGGCCACUUCACUGGAGGACAAACACAAGAUGAUGCGGCUUGUGAAUCGGAUCAUUUAUGGGAACAUAUACAGUGACGAUGCAGAAACACCUCAGCAGCCUCAAGCAUCACAAAGCCUUCGGGAAGGAUUCUUGUUGCUGCACCGCGGCGGCCUGGCAUCGUUCAAAUGGGUGAAAUACGAGGUCCAGCUCCACCCAGGUCAGCUAACACUGGUCCCCUUCAGGCGACGAGGCCCCGCUGACGCUGAGGUGACAUCAUCGGUGCCCUCAUCCAUAGUGAUUCACCUGUCAGACGGAGACACCAGCGUACAGAAACCUCACAGCUCCGACACUUUCACACUGAUCACCCACAAAAAUGAGUACCAGUUCCGGGUGCCUGUACCAGAGCAAACAAUCACCUCUGGGGCUGCCCAGAGGGAGCGAGAUGCUUGGGUCCAGGCCAUUGACCAACUGUGUUCAGACUGGAAGAGGAAGUCCAAGGGCAUACACCCGCUUGUGGAACCAACUGGUCUACGACAUCCCAGCAUACCCGAAUCUCCGGAGGACAGCGACACAGAUCUUGAGUCGAGUGGUGGAUUUGGCGGUGGGAAUAUGACUUAUCCUCCAGCUGAUUAUGAAAAUCCCACUUCUGGCAGAGGAGAUCGUAUAUCAGCUGGUGACAUGGGUCAAAGUUAUCCCUCAGCCGAUUAUGCAAAGCCGGUUCCUAAACCUCGCAGCAGUAGAAACACAGCUGUUACCGGGCCUGAUAUUUUGCCCUCUGUCCCAUCACCAAGCUCCCCCGAUGUCUUUGCCCCAUCUUCGCCCACCUCCCCUGAACCCUCACCCUCCAAUAAUGCCCUCACACCAUCUUCCACAGUCCCAGAGUCUCCUAACCAUGAAUCAGGCUCGUCAGACAUGAAAAGGCCUUCACCCCCGAGCAUCCCAGCCGCACCACCUAUACCCUUGAAAUUGACAAUGACAUCAAGAAAAAAACCAAGCACCAAGGCUUUCCACUGGGACCAUGUUAGCAAAGAGAAGAUUGUAAAAUCAUUUUGGACACAAGAAAGCACCAGGAGGAUCGAAAUCGACACGUCCCGCUUAUACGAGCAAUUUGCCGUUAAAGAUCUGGGGGCGGUUGGUGUGGUUGAUCACAGCAAUACGCAGCACAUUAUGCUCAACAAGAAGAUUGCACAAAACUUCAACAUUUUCCUCACACGUUUUCCAGUGCAAAGAGGAGAGCUGAAGGACAAACUGUUCAUCGUUAAUGAGGAAGAUGGAGGCCUGUCUGAUGAGCACAUCACCUCUCUGAGGAGGUACGUCCCCACGUUGGGCGAUGUGGAAAUGUACAAAUCACACAAAGGACCUGUGGCAGAGCUGCAUAUUGUGGACCAGUACAUGAUGGAGAUGUGCAACAUCCCCUGCCUGAGCACACAGCUUGACCUGCUGCUGACUUUGAGAGAGCUUCCGAUCAGCAUGAACGACCUGCAGCCUCUGAUUAACCAGAAGAUCAGAAUGUGCACGCAGCUGAACAACUGCAGGUCAUUUGUUUCCGUGCUGGAGUACCUCCUCGCCAUUGGCAAUUACCUCAACGAGAACGCCAGGAAGGAAAAGGCCAAGGGAUUCCGACUCUCCUCCUUAACUAAACUCUCCCAGGUCCGUGGGAAAGACAGGAAGUUCACCUUGCUCCAUGCCCUUGUGGAGCAGAUCAUGUUGCAUGAAUCGUGCCUGGCCACUUUUACCCAAGAGUUGGCAGAAUUUGAAACUGUCCCGGGAGCUUCCAUCAAAGGCCUGACCGCAGAGGUAGAUGUCCUGAAGAAUGAACUGCAGAAAGUCAUUCAGUACAGGCAAACUUCCAAGAAGACAAAUGUUGGAACUCAGCACCCAAAAUUCUCCAAAGACCUGAAGAUGGCAAUUGAGAAAUAUACUGCGGAUCUCUCUGCGCUGACGAAGACAUGUGAGGAGAUGAAGAAACUCUACUCUGUCAUGCUGGUUAAAUUCGGUGAAUCGGCGGAUCAAGACUCUCAGGAGCUCUUUGGGUUGAUCUGUCAGUUUGUCCACGACUUCAAGGAGGCCCAUGCUGAAACUAUAUGAGUUAUGCCUACUGUAUAGAGUACAUAUGAUAAACCUGAGACUGCAGAGAUGCUCAUUAAACAAACCAAACAGGUUCAGAAAGAUUAAAAUACAAACAAAAUAUAGGACAUAACUUUCGAUGCAAUAAAAUGUGGCAUGGAUUUAUAUUUUUAGCAGCUGUUUGUAUUUUCUCCUGUGUACAGAUAUAUUAUUUUAUAAUGGGCAUUGGAUGUGAUUCAUUGUAUAAUGAAGUGUAUAGUGAUGCUCAUGCACCUGAACGACGGGAUGUCAGUGGAAAUUGUGAAUAUAAAACUGAUCUAUGUAUGUUGCAUUAUUUAAUGUCAGAAGUUGGUUAUAUUUGGAUCGACUUCAUGUUUACUGACAUGAUUUGAGACGAAUCGGUAAUGCAUGAUAUGCAACUCCUGGGUUGUAAGAAGCACUCGGAUGCUGAAGUGUGCUGCUAAUACCCACAGCUGUCUGCUGGCAGAGGAACAAAACAAACAUCACUUCGGAGGCCAGCUGAGGCUGGUGUACUUUGGGUGUGUGAUUAUUUUGAACAUGCGAUCGUGCUGUGGUCGGGGACGUUUUCCUUUCCCGGCGCUCCAGGAGGAGCUCCAAGGCUGCCUCUGAUUAAGGAACACAUCUGCACUGUGGCAUGACGAGAAACACAAAAUUCCCCUUCACAAGGUAGAGAGAUAUUCUUAGCACUGGUUAGAAGUGAUUUAUGUGUUAUACAGGUUUGUGUGUGUGUGAGACAUUUUAAUCAGUUGACAGCGAAAACACUAUUUGUAGUGGUAACUGUGAACCAUGGUGGUAUAAUGAACCAGACCCCUCACUGGGCAGGAGAAGUUGCACAUUUCCACUGACUUUAAUUAUAACACUGUAUCUGCAGAAACUGGUGAUUCAUUAGCACAAAACAUAUUUCUAUUAAGUGUUUCCUUCACAGAGGUUUAUCUUAUUAUUUUUCAAAUUUCCAAUUUGUCAAAAUUGUAGCUGGGUUGAUCAUUAAGGCUAUUUUUUGUACCGCUUUUGGAAUUAAAAAGAGAUAAGUGACUUAACAUUGUAUCAUGUACACAAAAUCAACACUAAAAGUCACUUCAAAUUACACAGGUUUCCAUUUUCUCUCUUACUUUGGAAUUAGUUUCUCUUUUAAAGAGACACAGAUAAAUAUAACAGAUAUGCAUUUAUUGUCCCCUCAUUGUACGUCACAAUCUGUAUUGCAACACGGUUCUGUAACUUCUCAAAUACCUUGUCAUUAUGAGGAUUAAACCACAGUUUGUAUGGGC